AUGGCUUAUUUAUCAGAGAUGCUCCAACCUGGUGGAAGUCCGCGACCUAGUUCAAUCACAUUAUUUGCCAAAUCCAAAUCCAAAUCCAAAUCCAAAUCCAAAGCCGAAGCCGAAACCAAGGCCGAGGCUGAGCGAGUGACGACGGCGGUGCGAGAGGAAAAACUCAUAACUUUCAAGACUAGCGAUGGUGAGGAAUUCAAACUCAAUGAGGCUGUAGCUGUGAGGUCAGAAGUUAUCCAGAACAGGGUACAAGAUGUGGAUAGUACUUCUAAUGUCAUCCCCUUGUCUAAUGUUGAUGGCAAAACGAUGACCAAAGUUGUUCAAUAUUGGAAGAAAUAUUCGGAAGAAGGUGUUACGGAAGAUCAGUUAAAGAGUUUUGAUUAG
Molecule: messenger RNA, 384 nt
Organism: Solanum verrucosum
Lineage: Eukaryota; Viridiplantae; Streptophyta; Magnoliopsida; Solanales; Solanaceae
Product: SKP1-like protein 4
Exons: 2
Coding region: 1-384 (127 amino acids)
Biological process (GO): SCF-dependent proteasomal ubiquitin-dependent protein catabolic process
Cellular component (GO): nucleus; cytoplasm
Molecular function (GO): cullin family protein binding
Source: RefSeq, a predicted model, not a curated record